AUGGCUCAACCACUCGUGAAGAAGGACGAUGACCGCGACGACGAAGGUGCUUAUUUCAUUCUCAUGCUUUUCUCUCUCGCAAUUCGAUCUGCUCUUUGUUUGUGCAAAUGCUCUGCGUCUAGCUCUCUAUUUGUUGCCACUGCGGGAUCACUCUCUCUCGCAUCCAGAUCCAAUGUUCAAUUUCCCUUUCCCAUUGCAAAUGUGGUAGGGUUUGCACAGAUCAUGAUGAUCAUUAAUAAUUCGCAAAUUGCAAUUGCUUCUGAGUAUUCUCCCUUUUUGGGAAUUGAAAAGGGAGCUGUUCUUCAGGAGGCCAGGGUUUUUAAUGACCCGCAAUUAGAUGCUAGGAGAUGUUCACAGGUCGAAGCCACAGAAGUUUUCUUUGCUGUGACUAAGCUUUUCCAGUCUCGAGAUCUUGGGUUAAGGAGAAUGGUCUACCUAAUAAUAAAGGAACUUUCCCCCUCUGCGGAUGAGGUUAUUAUCGUUACAAGCUCCCUCAUGAAGGACAUGAUUAGUAAGACUGAUAUGUACAAGGCUAAUUCUAUUCGUGUCCUUUGUCGCAUCACAGAUGGAACACUCCUCACCCAAAUUGAGCGAUAUCUUAAACAAGGAAUUGUGGAUAAGAAUCCAGUUGUUGCAAGUGCAGCCUUAGUUAGCGGCAUUCAUCUGCUCCAGACAACUCCAGAGAUUGUAAAAAGGUGGAGCAAUGAGGUUCAGGAAGCUGUUCAGUCAAGGGCAGCUCUUGUGCAAUUUCAUGCACUAGCAUUGCUGCAUCAGCACAAUGGUGGCACUAUUACACCAUCAUGGAAUGGCACCCUACCAUUCCUCCAAUGGUGGUUGCAUUGCAUUGUCCCUGGUCAGAGAGGUGCAGAGAGGUUCAUUUUACAGCUAAAAUUGCAGUCUAAACAGAUACGGCAGAAUGAUCGACUAGCUGUUAGCAAGCUGGUUACCAGCUUGACCAGGGGAAAUGUUCGCUCUCCUUUGGCCCAAUGCCUUUUAAUCCGUUAUACAAGUCAGGUAAUUAGGGAGUCAGGAAAUAAUACACAAUCAGGAGACCGCCCCUUCUAUGAUUAUCUUGAGAGUUGCCUUCGUCACAAGUCAGAAAUGGUGAUUUUUGAAGCAGCCAGGGCAAUUACAGAGCUCAAUGGAGUAACUAGCCGAGAAUUAACUCCAGCAAUUACAGUUCUUCAGCUCUUCUUAAGUUCAUCUAAGCCAGUCUUGAGAUUUGCUGCUGUCCGCACCUUGAACAAGGUGGCGAUGACACAUCCAAUGGCAGUCACUAACUGCAAUAUUGACAUGGAAAGUUUAAUCUCUGACCAGAACAGAAGCAUUGCCACACUUGCCAUCACUACUCUACUGAAGACAGGAAAUGAAUCUAGUGUGGACCGUCUUAUGAAGCAGAUUACAAAUUUCAUGUCUGAUAUUGCUGAUGAAUUCAAAAUUGUUGUUGUCGAAGCAAUAAGAUCACUGAUGAAUUUCCUAAGUAAUAUUCUUAGGGAAGAAGGUGGUUUUGAUUACAAGAAAGCAAUUGUAGAUUCAAUUGUGAUUCUUAUUAGAGAUAUCCCUGAUGCCAAGGAAAGUGGGUUGCUUCAUCUUUGUGAGUUUAUUGAAGAUUGUGAAUUCACUUAUUUGUCCACACAGAUUCUGCACUUCUUGGGAGUUGAAGGGCCGAAAACAUCUGACCCCAGCAAAUAUAUUCGUUAUAUUUAUAACAGAGUACAUCUUGAGAAUGCGACUGUUAGGGCCAGUGCUGUUAGCACAAUGGCAAAGUUUGGUGCAGCUGUUGAUGCAUUAAAGCCCCGCAUAUUUGUACUGCUAAGGCGGUGUCUUUUUGACAGUGACGAUGAGGUUCGCGACCGAGCAACACUUUAUUUGAACACACUUGGAGGUGACGGUGGAGUUGUUGAGACAGAUAAAGAUGUGAAAGAUUUCCUCUUUGGGUCAUUUGAUAUCCCACUUGUCAAUCUGGAGACUAGUUUGAAAAACUUUGAGCCUUCAGAAGAGGCUUUUGACAUUAAUUCAGUGCCCAGGGAGGUUAAAUCUCAACCUCUUGCAGAGAAAAAAGCCUCUAGUAAAAAGCCUACCGGUUUGGGUGCUCCUCCUAGUGGUCCCUCAUCUACUACCGAUUCAUAUGCAAGACUGCUUCAAUCCAUUCCCGAGUUUGUAAACUUUGGGAAGCUUUUUAAGUCUUCAGAACCUGUGGAGCUUACUGAAGCGGAGACGGAAUAUGCAGUUAAUGUUGUCAAACACAUUUUUGAUAGGCAUGUCGUGUUUCAAUACAACUGCACAAACACAAUACCAGAACAAUUAUUGGAAGAUGUUAUUGUAAUUGUGGAUGCAUCGGAAGCAGAAGAGUUCUCUGAGGUGUUCUCAAAACCUCUUAGAUCUCUUCCUUAUGAUUCACCUGGCCACAUAUUUGUGGCUUUUGAGAAGCCCGAGGGAUUGCCAGUUGCUGGAAAAUUUUCUAAUGUUCUGAAAUUUAUUGUUAAAGAGGUUGACCCGACCACUGGUGAGGCAGAAGAUGAUGGUGUUGAGGAUGAAUACCAGCUAGAGGAUAUGGAGGUUGUCACAUCAGACUACAUAUUGAAAGUGGGGGUGUCUAAUUUCAGAAGUGCAUGGGAAAGCAUGGGUCCUGACUGUGAGCGCGUGGACGAAUAUGGUCUUGGUCCCAGGGAGAGUUUGGCUGAAGCUGUAAAUGCUGUCGUCAAUCUUCUCGGUAUGCAGCCUUGUGAGGGAACCGAGGUAGUCCCCCCCAAUUCAAGGUCACACACAUGCUUGUUGUCAGGUGUAUUCAUAGGAAAUGUGAAGGUGCUUGUGCGGUUGUCUUUUGGACUUGAUGGUCCAAAGGAUGUUGCGAUGAAACUGUCUGUCAGAUCCGAGGAUGAAACUGUCAGCGACACCAUCCAUGAGAUUGUGGCUAGCGGCUAG
Messenger RNA from Sphenostylis stenocarpa, 2925 nucleotides. NCBI's taxonomy places the organism in Eukaryota, Viridiplantae, Streptophyta, Magnoliopsida, Fabales, Fabaceae. The record is from the annotation of a GenBank genome assembly.